AUGGCAGACGGAUGCGUGAGAAGCUGCGGAGGCGUAGAGAUUCCAUACCCGUUCGGUCUAGAGCCUCGCUGCGCCAUGCGGGGCUUCGAGCUCACCUGCAACACCACAGAGGACGGCAGAAAACCGUAUUACAUCACCGUGGAGCUGCUCAACAUCUCGCUGCUUGAAGGUCAGGCCCGAAUGAGGAUGCCCAUAGCCAACUACUGCUACAACAGUACCUCUCGUGGGAUGAACGGCACGGGUUGGUCGAUCAAUUUGACGGACACUCCAUACCGACUCUCCGACUCCGGCAACAAGUUCACCGCCAUCGGGUGCCGAACGCUCGCCUACCUCAGUGUCAACGGCACACUGACAACCGGGUGCGUGGCCACAUGCCAGGAACACCCCGAGAGGCUCGUCGACGGUGUCUGCUCCGGGAUAGGUUGCUGCCAGACAGCCAUCCCCAAGGGGCUCCAGUACUACUGGGUCACGUUUAGUUCAGGCUUCAACACCACGCAGAUCUACAAGACAAGCCGUUGCAGCUACGCGGCACUUUUGGAGACGUCGAGCUUCAACUUCUCCGCAAACUACUCUACUACUUCGGCGUUCAACGAUCAUUACGGCGGGCGGGCGCCGCUGCUUGUGGAUUGGGCCAUCGGCAACGAGACGUGCGAGGUAGCGCAAGAUAGGCCCAAUUACUCAUGCGUCAGCGGAAACAGCGUGUGCGUGAACUCGCGCAACGGACCAGGCUACAUUUGCACCUGCUCCCGAGGAUUCCAUGGAAAUCCUUACUUGAGGCCAGAAGAUCCCGGCAGCUGCCAAGAUAUUGACGAGUGUGAGGAACCAAAUACAUACCCUUGCCACGGAAAAUGCAAAAAUAAAUAUGGAGGGUACAAUUGUACUUGCCCGUUUGGUACAAGAGGCAAUCCCUACAAGGGACCAUGCGACAAAGGGCUAGCUAUUGGAAUUUGUGCAUCUCUUUUGGUCGCUCUAACAACUUUAUUAGGGAUAGAAUGGAUCAAGUACAAACAACGAACCAAAAGACAAGACCUCUUGAUAAAGAGGGAUGAGUAUUUUCAUCUACAUGGAGGCGCACUAUUAACAAAUAUGAUGAAUGCAGAGAUCAACAUUUCAUUUAAGUUGUAUGACCGAGACGAAAUUGAGUUGGCCACAAAAAGCUUUUGCAAGAUGUUAAUCAUCGGUGAAGGAGGUCAGGGUACUGUUUUUAAAGGGUAUAAUCUUGAUCAAGUAAACAACCCUGUUGCAAUCAAGGUGUGCAAGGGAUUUGAUGAGAACAGUAGAACAGAAUUUACACAGGAGCUCCUCAUACUUUCUCGGGUUAAUCAUGAAAACAUUGUCAAGCUUCUUGGUUGUUGUCUGCAGUUUGAAGCUCCGGUUCUAGUCUAUGAAUUUGUGCCAAAUAAGACAUUAUACUAUCUAAUCCACAUCCAAAAUGAUCCAUCCAUCAGAACACUGGAGAUCCGCCUAAAGGUUGCUGCUGAGUCUGCGGAAGCAUUUGCAUAUCUACACUCACUGGAGCACCCUAUCUUACAUGGGGAUGUCAAGUCCUCCAACAUACUCCUUAGCAACAAUUUUAUCCCAAAGAUUUCCGAUUUUGGGUGCUCUAAAAUUAGCCGAGCGGAUGAAAAUGACAACGUGGUGAAGGGGACAAUAGGCUAUCUAGAUCCAGAGUACCUAUUGAAAUUUCAGCUCACGGACAAGAGUGAUGUUUACAGUUUUGGGGUUGUUCUUCUUGAGCUCUUAACUCGUCGAACGCCAUUGUCAACACGCAAGGUCAGCCUCACAUUAGUAUUUCAAGAGGCCAUGAAAGAUGGUCUCUUUCUUGAGCUCAUAGACCCUGAAAUAUUGCAUGAAGAUAACACAAAAUUGAUAGGUAAUCUAGCAAGGCUUGCAAGCCAGUGCAUAUCAAUGACUAGUGAGAGCAGACCAACAAUGAGCAUGGUUGCAGAGGAACUGCAACGAAUGGCAAGACAAGUACAACAAGACGGUGGGGUACUUACAUGUAUUAGUUCAUUGGCACUAUCACAUUUAACUGCAGACACAUCGGAGUAUUUUAUAGGCAAAUCAUCGACUGGUUAUGACAGUCUUCGGAGGGUGUCCACACUGAGCAUAGAAUUUGCUAGAUGA
Oryza brachyantha (malo sina) is the source of this 2127-nucleotide messenger RNA. RefSeq names its product wall-associated receptor kinase 2-like. Gene Ontology annotation, cellular component: plasma membrane. The record is from RefSeq and is a predicted model, not a curated record. Gene Ontology annotation, molecular function: ATP binding; protein serine/threonine kinase activity; calcium ion binding. The transcript is spliced from 3 exons. Gene Ontology annotation, biological process: protein phosphorylation; cell surface receptor signaling pathway. NCBI's taxonomy places the organism in Eukaryota, Viridiplantae, Streptophyta, Magnoliopsida, Poales, Poaceae. The coding region runs from base 1 to 2127 and encodes 708 amino acids.